ACAACUAAACAGAACUGUAUUGGUGCAAUUGACGGUACACAUGUUGAUGCCCGAAUACCCAACCAUGAGAAGGUAGCAUACAUCGGUCGUAGUGGUGCAACAACGCAAAAUGUCAUGGUUGUAUGCGACUUCAACAUGUGUUUUACUUUUGUGGUUGCGGGAUGGGAAGGGAGUGCACGUGAUAGUCAGAUUUUCUCCUUUGCCACGAGGAAUAGAUCGAAGUGUUUCUCUAACCCCCUAUCAGGAAAAUAUUAUCUGGUUGAUGCAGGAUAUCCUAUGCAAAGGGGAUACCUGAAGCCCUACUCUGACACGAGAUAUCAUCUUCCUGAUUUUGAGCGAGUUAGUGACACAGUUCGUGGCAGAAAGGAAAUGUUUAAGAAAUGCCACUCAUCUUUACGCGGGGUAAUUGAAAAAACAUUUGGAGUUUGGAAGAAGAAGUGGGUCAUCUUACGUGAUAUGUCAUCGUAUCCUUUCCAAAAGCUGGUGUACAUUGUGUUUGCAACAAUGACACUACAUAACUUCAUCCGAAGACAUUCCUCGUAA
This is a messenger RNA of Phalaenopsis equestris, 543 nucleotides long. Its product is annotated as putative nuclease HARBI1. The annotation marks the transcript as partial. Lineage: Eukaryota; Viridiplantae; Streptophyta; Magnoliopsida; Asparagales; Orchidaceae. The record is from RefSeq and is a predicted model, not a curated record. The transcript has 2 exons.